Messenger RNA from Plasmodium inui San Antonio 1, 360 nucleotides. RefSeq lists its product as hypothetical. The record is from RefSeq and is a predicted model, not a curated record. NCBI's taxonomy places the organism in Eukaryota, Apicomplexa, Aconoidasida, Haemosporida, Plasmodiidae. The transcript has 2 exons. The coding region runs from base 1 to 360 and encodes 119 amino acids.
AUGACUCAAUAUAAGACAAAUACAGCAGAAAGACAUAUUCAGACAGGUACCGGAAAACAGCAUGAUAGGAAUGCCGCCAAAGGGAGAUAUCUCGAUAAAGACAGAGAACUCGCAGAAGAAAAUCUUCUCGGUGGCAUGAUAAGAGGAAAAAGAAUCUUUAUAGACGAGUCAAAGCAAGAGAACAAUAAAAGUCACCAUGAGAAAAAAAAAAAAAGCGCAAUGACUCGAACGCGAAGCAUCAAGAAGCUGCAGGAAGGAGAAGACAUCAUCAUGAGAAAAUCACGCCGGAGAAAUCGUCAUAAGGGGGCAGAAGAUAAGGUCAUCUUUAUAAGGAUGCAUGAAGAAGUGGUAUUUUCAUAG